AUGAAGGAUCACGAUCUCGAAUUGGAGAAAGCCCGAUUGCUGAGCCUAGCUACCAAACUCGGAUUCGACGAAGAUCCUGCCAAGCAAUGCUUGGAUCGAUUCGUCGCUCUUUACGGUGACGAUGGUCGAGAUUUCAUCACCGUUGAGUACUGUGGAGAUGAUUUUCUCGCGGCGUUGGCUGAUUUAGAGAAAGGAACCGAGGAGUGGGAUGACAUGCAGGCUUUAGAGUCUGAAGCUCAAGGGACUUUGGCCGAAAUGUUUGAGAAAGCUAACUCUAGUGAUAACGGAUUCGUCACUGAUGACGAUGAUGAUGGUUCAAGAGUAGACGUUCAUGUCAUAGGGGAUUCUCCUGAGCCAAAGAGAAACCCGGAAGUGAUGGAGGUGGAUUCUUCUAGUGAUUUGGAAGAUGACGAUACACGGAUCAAGGUUCCAAUGAGAACACAGACAUGUUCCACAAGUCACUCCUUGAGAUCUAUGGAAUAUUCCACGGAGGAGUCUGUUUCAACAAUAUCAGGCAGAAACAAUUCUGUACAUGCAUCAAGCAAAGACAAUGAGACUCCAAGUUAUGAAGAGUUGCAGGCGUUGGAUGAUCUGGAACUCGCAAACUUGGUGAUUUUUGGGAACAAGGUGUUUCGGCCCUUGCAGCAUCAAGCAUGUAAAGCAUCUCUGGAAAAGAAGGAUUGCUUUGUUCUUAUGCCGACGGGAGGGGGAAAAAGUUUGUGUUACCAGCUUCCUGCAACACUGAAAGCUGGAGUCACCAUAGUUAUAUCUCCUCUGUUAUCGCUCAUCCAGGAUCAGAUAGUUGCACUCAACCUUAAGUUUGGGGUACCGGCGACUUUUCUGAACUCUCAGCAAACAACUUCCCAAGCAGCAGUUGUAUUACAAGAGCUCAGAAGUGAUAAUCCGUCAUGUAAACUCUUAUAUGUGACACCUGAGAAAAUUGCUGGAAGUUCAUCUUUUUUGGAGACACUAAGAUGUUUAGACCGCAAGGGCCUGCUGGCAGGUUUUGUGGUUGAUGAGGCUCACUGCGUAAGCCAAUGGGGACAUGACUUCCGGCCAGACUACAGGGAACUGGGAUGUCUUAAACAGAACUUUCCCCGUGUUCCUCUGAUGGCUCUUACAGCCACGGCAACUGAAUCAGUCUGUCAGGACGUACUAAAAAGUCUGAGAAUUCCCAGGGCUCCGGUUCUCAAGAUGAGCUUUGACAGAACCAAUUUGAAGUACGAAGUGAUCACCAAGAACAAGGAGCCACUGAAACAGCUCCAGGAGCUCCUAAGAGACCGCUUCAAGGAUCAGUCAGGGAUCGUCUACUGCCUCUCCAAAAGCGAAUGCGUUGAUGUUUCAAAGUUUCUGAACGAGAAAUGCAAGGUGAAGACUGUUUAUUACCACGCUGGUAUCCCCGCGAAACAGAGAGUUUUAGUCCAGAGGAAAUGGCAAACAGGGGAGGUCCGGAUUGUUUGCGCAACCAUCGCAUUUGGGAUGGGAAUAGACAAAGCAGACGUGCGUUUCGUUAUACACAACACCUUGUCGAAAGCGGUAGAAAGCUACUACCAAGAGUCAGGGAGAGCAGGAAGAGACGGGCUUCAGGCGCAGUGCAUUUGCUUGUACCAGAAGAAAGAUUUUAGCAGAGUCGUCUGCAUGCUGCGUAACGGACAAGGCAGGAACAUGGAUAGGUUCAAGUCAGCCAUGGCUCAGGCCAAGAAGAUGCAGGAAUACUGUGAGCUCAAGACAGAAUGCAGAAGACAGAAGUUACUAGAGUACUUUGGAGAGUCAUUCGACCGAAGUAUUUGUAAAAGGAGUUUAAAUCCGUGUGAUAACUGUGGAAAGAGCUAA
Molecule: messenger RNA, 1833 nt
Organism: Microthlaspi erraticum
Lineage: Eukaryota; Viridiplantae; Streptophyta; Magnoliopsida; Brassicales; Brassicaceae
Source: the annotation of a GenBank genome assembly